AUGAAACCGUCAUUAUACACACCAUGUCUCCUCAAUUUCCAAAGAGCUGGCGCCCGACAACCGCCACAAUUGUCUGCAAUCCGCGCCAUCCCAAUUCACAACAACCACCAUGGACAACAGCGACAGCGACAACUAUCAACAUCCCCAACCCCGUCAACCCCCAGGCCAAGAACAAUACCGAAACAAAAGCCAACAACCCUCAUAACAGCCCGCCCCUUCUUCACGUUAUUAAAGUCUGACACCCCCCGCACACUAACCGCAACAAGAACCCUCCCCCACCCUCCCGAGCCGCUAUUCAAAGUCAUAUCCUCCGUGGAAUCCUACUCCGAGUUCCUCCCCUUCCUGUCCGCAUCGACCGUGACCGCGCGCGAUGAGAAGACGGGGUACCCGACCCGCGCGUUUCUGACCGUUGGGUACGGGCCGUUCAGCGAGACGUUCACGUCGAAGGUGGACUGUGAUAAGAGUAAAUGGGUCGUGGAGGCUCGGAGUGGUGCGGGAUUCGCUGGAUCUGGGGAAGAGCCAGGAAAGGCGUCUCAGUUUCCGGGGGCUAAUGAGGGGAUUUUCGAGUAUCUUUGUACAAAGUGGCAGUUGGUUCCGGCGUCGACUUCUCCCGUGCGGACCAGGGUGGAUUUGGAGAUUAAGUUCAAGUUUAAGAGCGCGGCACAUGGAGCUAUGAUGAGUGCCGUCGAGGGGCAGAUGGCUUCGGUUAUGAUUGCGGCGUUUGAAAAGAGGAUUAGGGAUAUUGAAGGAUCUCGAUGA
Messenger RNA from Monascus purpureus, 759 nucleotides. The record is from the annotation of a GenBank genome assembly. Lineage: Eukaryota; Fungi; Ascomycota; Eurotiomycetes; Eurotiales; Aspergillaceae.